AUGGCUGAGUCUAACGGGGAGGAUCCAGCUAAGUCUUUAGCCCCACUUUAUCUCACUCCCCGUAGCGACCAGCCCGAAGAAGACCAGUACCAAGACCAAACCAAACAACACGUCCACCACGACCACCAACGGACCAAACUAAUCUUAUGUUGUGGCUUCAUCUUAUCUCUAACCAUACUCAUCGCAGUCACUUUCAUCAUCCUCUCCCUCACGGUCUUCCACCUCCACAGCCCGAAGCUCACAGUAACUUCCAUAUCCAUCAUCCAACCGUUGGACUUCGUCAACGGUAAAGUCAACACGACUCAAAACGCUACCCUCGCAGUGGAGAUCUCAUUACACAAUCCUAACCCUGCCGUGUUCAAAGUUAAAGACGUUUCGGUUUUGUUUUACCACGAUGAACUGGUGGUGGUGGUUGGGGAGAGUACUAGAAGAAGCGAAACUAUUCCGGCGAAAAAGACGGUCGAGAUGAAUCUAACGACGGAGAUCGAUACGAGAAAGCUACUAGCAUCUGUUCCAGGUCUAAUGGAGGAUUUUAACGGAAGCGUGGUGUUGAGAAACAGAGUUGCAGUUAACGGUAAAGUAAAGAUGAUCAAGAUUUUCAAGAAGUCUGUUCAGCUUAAGACAGAUUGUGUCGUGACGAUGAUGAUGAUGAACAACUCAUCAAAGCCUAGUUUUGAUUGUAAUAGGACAAGAAACACGUACGAACAUGUUCGAAACUGAAAGAUCAAAUUUUUAUUUAUAAAUGUCUGUAAAUAAACUCAGUUCACAUGUAAAAAAAGGAAAGAUGCAUUGUAAAAUCAAAAAAGACAAGUUUUGGUUUGCACCGGUUAAUAUGAAUCACUCACCGGUUUAUUUC
Molecule: messenger RNA, 856 nt
Organism: Brassica napus (rape)
Lineage: Eukaryota; Viridiplantae; Streptophyta; Magnoliopsida; Brassicales; Brassicaceae
Exons: 1
Coding region: 1-720 (239 amino acids)
Cellular component (GO): plasma membrane
Source: RefSeq, a predicted model, not a curated record